Messenger RNA from Polyodon spathula (Mississippi paddlefish), 2899 nucleotides. RefSeq names its product protein Wnt-9a-like. Gene Ontology annotation, biological process: multicellular organism development; cell fate commitment; canonical Wnt signaling pathway. Gene Ontology annotation, molecular function: frizzled binding; cytokine activity. Gene Ontology annotation, cellular component: extracellular region. NCBI's taxonomy places the organism in Eukaryota, Metazoa, Chordata, Actinopteri, Acipenseriformes, Polyodontidae. The transcript has 4 exons. The coding region runs from base 52 to 1143 and encodes 363 amino acids. The record is from RefSeq and is a predicted model, not a curated record.
UACACAGAAACUCAGGAGAAACGAAAUGAUCUGCUCUGGAGCCGCAGCAAAAUGCUGGAUGGACACCUACUCCUGGGAUGGUUAUCAUUCACAAUUAUAGUCCUCCUCAUCAACUUGCCUGGACCAACCACUGCAUAUUUUGGGCUGACAGUUAAUGAACCCCUGUCCAUCCUCCCCCUGAACACUGAGCCUGAGGAAACAGCAGGCAAGGCUCACUACAAACUGUGCGACCGGCUGAAACUGGAGAAGAAGCAGCGGAGGAUGUGCAGGCGAGACCCUGGUGUGGCGGAGACCCUGAUGGAGGCCAUCAGCAUGAGUGCCCUCGAGUGUCAGUACCAGUUCAGGUUCGAGAGGUGGAACUGCACCCUGGAGGGACGCUACCGUACCAGUCUGCUCAAAAGAGGAUUCAAGGAGACCGCGUUCCUAUAUGCCAUCUCAUCAGCAGGGUUGACUCACGCCAUGGCCAAGGCCUGCAGUGCGGGCCGCAUGGAGCGCUGCACCUGUGACGAGGCACCAGACCUGGAGAACAGGAAGGCCUGGCAGUGGGGAGGAUGCGGGGACAACCUCAAGUACAGUAACAAGUUUGUCAAGGAGUUCCUGGGCAAGAAAUCCAGCAAGGACCUCCGGGCCCGAGUUGACUUGCACAACACCAACGUCGGAAUGAAGGUGAUCAAGGCAGGAGUGGAGACAACGUGCAAGUGCCAUGGAGUAUCUGGAUCCUGCACGGUCCAGACCUGCUGGCGACAGCUCUCUCCUUUCCACGAGAUUGGCAAGCAGCUGAAGCAGAGAUAUGAGACCUCACUCAAGGUGGGCAGCACCACCAAUGAGGCGACGGGGGAAGGAGACAUCUCCCAUGUCAGGAUGCAACCCCUGCCUGGCCCCAGCGACCAGAUCCCCAGGACCACCGAUCUCAUUUACAUCGACGACUCGCCAAUUUUCUGCCAGGUGAGCAUGUAUUCACCAGGGACCUCUGCGAGGAAGUGCUACAAGGACAAGAACUGCGAAAGCAUCUGCUGCGGCCGAGGUCACAACACUCAAAGCCGGGUAGUGACCAGACCCUGCCAGUGCCAGGUGCGCUGGUGCUGCUAUGUGGAGUGCAAGCAGUGUACACAGAGAGAGGAGGUUUAUACCUGCAAGAAUUAACACAGAACCCCCUCAGGGGUCCAAAUGGGGGAAAAACAGGUGCAUAUUCUAGAUGGGAGAAUAUUUGUCUUAAAUUGAAAAUGAUCUACAUACAAAGAAAAGAAAAAUGCGUGAGGGACGUCAAGGAACUUUCACUAUGAUAUUGAUGAUGACGAUGUAUGCACUUUGAGUGGUUCCAAUGAGCUGUUGUAUGAAGCUUCUCCCAGGGUUGGGUCCAGUGCAACCCCAAGAAGAAUCCCCUGUCAUAACAAGAAGGGUCAGGUCAGGAAUAAGGAAUCUCAAAAGGUUUGGUCUUUUUCUCAAAAGCCAAAUUCAGAUGGAUCCAUCAAUAGACCAACAAGACAUGCAGGUUGACUGAACAUCGUUUGUGUUGAAUGGUCAAGGAUGCAACCCUUGCACCAAAAUCAUAGCUUUGGUGGAAGCAAGUUUGACUGGAAUGCACAGCUGGCAGAAAAUAAGGGCCAUGACUUACUAAAGGGCAUCUAGAUAAAUUAAGACAUAGACUGAGUGAUGUAACAGGGUAUGGAUGUUUUGUUUUGUUUUUUUUGUUUGUUUUACCACUUUUUAUGUCUAACCACUAGCCACACAUGCUACUAGAGUAUUGUGAGGUUUUCAAUUCCAAUAUACUUUGACAAGACCUUGUAGAAAUAAAGUUACUCUCACUUUCUUUCUGUGGAAAUAACUUUUGGAACUAAGAAGUACAGUGUACUGUAUGUUCACUUGUAGCUUGCUUAACCUGGAUCAUAAGUCUUUUUUUCAUAUUUUUGACAGUUGACAAUUCCCUUUGUCCGAAAAAAAAAAAAAAAAAAAAAAAAUCACAAUCCUCCAGGUUAUUCUGACAUCUUGCCAGUCAAUUAUUACGGCUAUUUUGACUGUAAUUUUCCUCAACGACUCACAUUCAGGGGCCAACUGUAACCACUAUGCUUGGAAAAUGCGAUGCUAAACUAUAGCAACACUGGGUUUGAAUAGAGAGAAGCAGGGUAUUUUUCUGGCACAAACAAGACUGAGUAAAUGUACUGUGGUGAGCACUGGUACAAGCCCUGUAUGACAUAGGAGGAUACCUUAUGAUAGGGACAAUCAGUGGAUAGUAUUUUAUACCCAGUAUUUGUCAACAAAUGUGUAUUUUAACCAGCAUGUUCUGCCCAUCCCAUGUGUCAUUGUGACAUUGUGUGUAUUCUCAAUAUAAUGGGAAGAUGCCAUUUUUUUUUUUUCACAAACCUACCUACCACAAAUAAAUGACUGACUAGAGGAAAAGAAUGACUGCUUUACACCUAGGUAGUUUCCUGGUAGAACACCCCCCCCCCCCCCCCCCCCGACAUGCCAUGAUAAUGCGUUAUCAACAUGGAUGCUUUCUCUGCUAGGAGGGGACCCAAAGCAAGAAAACAUUUUCUAUAUGGAUACAAUCUGUAUAGAGAUGUAUUUAUAGUUCUGAAAAAAAAUGUGAGACUUGUAAAAAUGUUAGUUUUUAUAUUGGUUUCAGUUUGGUUUUUGUAUGGUAAACCCCGAUAUACUAAAGAGUAAGUGCACAGAAAUAUCUUUUGAUGGUGUGUACACAGCCUGCUUACCUUCCAAUGAUGUAUAUAAAUGCUUUUUACUGUUUUGUUUUUCUAUUUUUUCCUGAUCACUGUGAGCAAUUUCUUGGUGGUUUUUAGUUUGAUUCCAGAAAUAGGUCUGUCUGGUGUUGUAUUAUGCCAUCAAGGGAAACAUUGUACGAGUGAAAAACAGAGAGAAAUAGAGAAAAAAAAAAAAAAAAUAU